Exaiptasia diaphana is the source of this 1528-nucleotide messenger RNA. RefSeq lists its product as uncharacterized. The coding region runs from base 11 to 1465 and encodes 484 amino acids. The record is from RefSeq and is a predicted model, not a curated record. The transcript has 8 exons. NCBI's taxonomy places the organism in Eukaryota, Metazoa, Cnidaria, Anthozoa, Actiniaria, Aiptasiidae.
UUGUGUAAAGAUGGGUUCGCUAGGUAUAUUGCCACGAUGUCUGCUUUUAUUCGUUGUAGUUAUUAUAAACGCAAAGCCAGGCUUCUUCCAAGAUACUCGCGAAGAAGAAAUUGAUAAAUUUUAUGAACAACAUCAUAUGGUAUUUGUUGGUGCCUCAGACACUAAGAAGCACGAACAACAAACACUUGGAGAGUUUAAAGCUAUCAACGGAAUUCUCUACCGGUCAGAAAGGCAAAGGCAAAUGCGUUACUUCGCAGAAUUUAUUACCUUUGGGCUCAUGGGAAGUCGAGCAGACAUUGAAGAAAAGAAAUCAUUCCAGGCCAGCCCUACACCUGCACCGGAAGUAGCUGCACCGGAAGCACCUGCACCGGAACUCACAAAGAAUCUCGAGGCCGCUCUUGCUCUUGCGAAACGAAAGUUUGUGGAGARAAAAACAACAAGAAUAAGAACUCUCAUCUUGUUCACCAAUUACAUUAACACUCCUGAAGAUGUUUAUGUUCUAAGCCAUGUACUUCCUAUGACUGAAGACCUGAAAAAGAACGAUUUUGUCCACAUCAUGGUUGUACCAAUGUCUAGAAAAGCGCACUUCAAAGAACUGAGGGCUGUUGCUUCGUCCAAGGAAGAUGUACUGACAACUAGUGACGCGGCCACAGUUGUCGCGAGAAUACAAAAUUCUGCGGAAAAGGCGGUCCCGAAACCAUCAAUACCAACAAAAAUACUGCCAUAUCCUUGUCCAGCACCAUCGGCAACUUGUCCACCAGAUGAGAAACCUUGUAAGCCAACUUAUCCAUGCCCAAGGCCUUGCCCACCGUGUCAAAAUCCACCUUGUUCACCAUGUCCAGCACCUUGCCCGUGUACAAGGCCACCAUGUCCAAAUGUCCAGCCUUGUAGACCAAAACCAGGAAUAUGUCCAAAAGCACCAUACAUGAAAGUCGGUUGUUAUAAACUUCCUGAGGACAAGCACUACAACAUAAUUUGGAUAACACCCGGCGUGGCUCCCAAGCAUAUGCCAAACUGGGAGAARUACUUAAGCACUUURGUGUGUCAGUGUUCUAAAUCGGCAAAAAGGAGAGGGCUCACYUAUUUUGGAGUGAAGUAUUUCAAGCCAAAAGGAGGAUUGUUCUAUAGGGGUGCUUGUUUUACCACUUCUACGGAAAACGUAAACAAGUAUACACACUUGCUAAGGGCCGCCUACAGAGGAUGUAUUGACUCUACUACAGGAGUUUGUAAUCUUAAAGACAGAAAAGAUUGUAUUGGGAAAAGCAACACAAUCUUCGGGUACAGACGUACAGAUGACAACGAAGAAGUUGAAGAAGAACCCGAGGAUCCUGCAGAGAUGGAUGAACAGCAGGAAGUUACAGACGGGGGUGAUUCUGAAGGCAGUGAUGACAACGUCGGAAWGAAUAAUGGCACUAUUGCCACAGUUACGACAGGCAAUGCUUACAACGCUAGUGUAGUACUAUGAUGGCAAAAUAAUUAACAACGUCCUUAGAAAUAUAAUAAAUGAUAAACCUCUGAUAAUCCAUAA